[Torrubiella] hemipterigena is the source of this 1020-nucleotide messenger RNA. The record is from the annotation of a GenBank genome assembly. Lineage: Eukaryota; Fungi; Ascomycota; Sordariomycetes; Hypocreales; Clavicipitaceae.
AUGUCUCUUCCAAGCACGUACAAGGCCGUCGUCAUCCGCCAGGCCAAGGGCCCCUUCACCAUUGAAGACGUUCAGCUGGAGCACCCUGCUGCUGGCCAAGUUCUUGUGAAAGUCCUCGCCUGCGGUGUCUGCUUCUCCGACGUUGGCAUCGCCCACGGCGAAUUCGGCGACGUCUUCCCCCGCACACCCGGCCACGAGAUUGUCGGUGAUGUCGUCGAGGUCGGCGACCACGUCAACGGCAUCACAGUCGGUCAGCGCGUCGGCGGGCCAUGGCACGGUGGCCACGAUGGCAGCUGCAAGCAGUGCCAACGAGGCCGCUUCCAGAUUUGCGAAAACGCCCUCGUGAACGGCUACACUAAGGACGGUGGCUUUGCCGAGUACGUUCUGCUUCGCGCCGAGGCCGUCGUCAAGGUGCCCAAGGAGAUGGACCCUGCCGAGGUUGCUCCUCUGCUUUGCGCUGGCGUCACUGUCUUCAACGGCAUUCGCAAAAUGAACGUCCAGCAUGGCGGCCUUGUUGCUGUUCAGGGUGUUGGUGGCCUCGGCCACUUGGCCAUCCAGUACGCAUCCAAGAUGGGCUAUGAAGUCGUUGCCAUGUCUUCUGGUGACGACAAGGCCGACUUUGCCAAGCAGCUUGGUGCCCACCACUAUAUCAACACCAAGGCUGGCGAUGCUGCGGAAGCUCUUCAAAAGCUUGGUGGCGCGGACAUUAUUGUCCAGACCGCUCCAAACCCGGCUGUUGUUGGCCCUCUUAUCAACGGCCUUGGUCCUUGCGGUAAACUUCUCUGCUUGGCCCCUGUUGGCCCUAUUGAAGUCAACACUGUCCCCAUGAUCUUGAAGGGUCUUGGUGUUGAGGGCUGGCCAUCUGGUCAUGCUAUUGAUAGCGAAGACGCUAUCCGUUUCGCCAACAAUCACGGUGUCAAGUGCAUGAUUGAAAAGUACCCCUUUGCCGACGUUCAGGGCGCUGUUGACAGCUUACUUGCUGGUAAGCCUCGAUUCCGCAACGUCUUGGUUUUCGAAUAA